Molecule: messenger RNA, 957 nt
Organism: Zygotorulaspora mrakii
Lineage: Eukaryota; Fungi; Ascomycota; Saccharomycetes; Saccharomycetales; Saccharomycetaceae
Gene: MRM2
Product: 21S rRNA (uridine2791-2'-O) methyltransferase
Exons: 1
Coding region: 1-957 (318 amino acids)
Biological process (GO): RNA methylation
Cellular component (GO): mitochondrion
Molecular function (GO): rRNA (uridine-2'-O-ribose)-methyltransferase activity
Source: RefSeq, a predicted model, not a curated record
AUGGCUUUAGUCAGGGAGUUUGCGAUUAGGUUUUCAAUUGGCGAAUUCAGAGGAGUGCACGGGCAGAUACGGCAGAUACGUUGCAAUUCUAGCUCUCAAAAUAGAUGGUUGAAACGACAGUCCAAUGACUACUAUACGAGGGAAGCCAAAAUUCGGGAUCUGAGGUCCAGAGCGGCUUUCAAACUAAUGGAAAUAGACGAUAAAUUUCGAUUAUUUGCAAAGAAUGGAAGUCAAAGAGUACUUGAUUUGGGUUUCGCUCCCGGAGCCUGGUCACAGGUUGCCAAAGACCGCAUUGGCUUCAAUGGAGUAGUCCUUGGCGUUGAUAUAUUACCAUGUGAACCACCAAGCGGAGUAAGCUCGAUUCAGGCAAACAUCUUGUCUAAAAAAACACAUGAAUUGAUACGACUUUUUUUUUUCAAACAUUUUGAGUUGAAUCAUGAUGAUAAAUUACAUCCUGAUAAGGGCUAUUUUCAGCAUAUGCUGGAAGAAGAGCUUACUCAUAAAGAGGAUUUUCGAACUUACAAAGAAGUUUUUACUACCGACACCUUCGAUGAUUCCGUAGCUGCGGAACAGAGCCAUAAACUUCCCAUUGAUGUAAUUAUCAGUGAUAUGUAUGAACCUUGGAUUCAGACUUCUGGAUUUUGGAAUAAUCUUACUAACUUUCCUUAUUAUAGGAUGGCAAAUACCUCAGGGUUAGCUAUUAGGGAUCACUAUCAAUCAAUUGACUUAGGCGAUGCUGCUCUCAUAACUGCAAUAGAUCUUCUUAAGCCGAUGGGCUCGUUCGUUUGUAAACUCUAUACAGGUAAAGAGGAUAAGUUAUUUGAGAACCGGCUAAGAAAGGUAUUUAAAAAAGUGAGCCGAAUUAAACCAGACGCAUGCAGGACUGAAUCCAAGGAAAUAUAUUUUGUUGGUCUGGGAAAAAGGGCAAAAACUAACAAGAUAGAUGUUUUCUCGUAG